Haliotis rubra (blacklip abalone) is the source of this 5603-nucleotide messenger RNA. RefSeq lists its product as uncharacterized. The record is from RefSeq and is a predicted model, not a curated record. The transcript is spliced from 26 exons. Gene Ontology annotation, cellular component: cell surface. Bases 693 to 4937 code for a protein of 1414 amino acids. Lineage: Eukaryota; Metazoa; Mollusca; Gastropoda; Lepetellida; Haliotidae. Gene Ontology annotation, biological process: signal transduction.
UAAGCUGUCCACAAAGUUGUGUAUGUGGUGCGGUCUCCCCCGGAACCGUUCUGCCCAAACAUCUCUCCUGUCCACUACACUUCUCCAGGGAAGGUCACUGCUAUCGUUACGUGGUCUACUGCCGCGGCUACACAUGCGAUCAUACAGACUGAAGGUCCACGCUCAGGGUCAGCGUUACCUGAGGGUUCGUACAGAGUGACCUACAAGACCACAGAUGGAGGUCAAUCAUCACAGUGCAGUGUGUUAUUCGCUGUUGAGAUUCGCAGGUGUGGAAUCUUGCACAGUCCGAGGCAUGGGAGUGUUGAAUGUAUUCAAGGAGUGAAGUACGGAGAUAGUUGCACGUAUUCGUGUGGUCCAGGCUACGUACUGAACGGGACUUCCGAAAACACCUGCGGUUACAACGGGACCUGGGAGCAAGAAUCUCCAACAUGUACAUUGACAACAUGCCCAACUCUAACAAUUCCGGAAAACGGCCUCCCCUUCGACUGUGAUGAUGGAGGUAACUACGGAAGCAUCUGCAUCAUCAACUGCAACACCACAGGGGAUAUGCGGCGACAAGAGACCGUACCACACGCUGCGAUGGAACAACCUGGUCACGAAUCGACUUUGAAUGUUCUGAUGCUGAGGAUCCUGUUUUCACGAACUGUCCAACGCAGACCAUACAUCAGCCAGCAGUUCCAGGCCAGAACGGAAUGGUUGUGACCUGGCCGCAUGUUAUUGCCACUGACAACUCUGGUGACCUCCCUUCUAUCCAGCCGUUGGGUCUGUACAAUAUAACCUCUGGGUCUUUUUCCCCUGGCGUCCAUCUCGUCGCAUUUGAUGCUGAAGAUGCCACCGGAAAUAAAGCAACACGGUGUACCUUUGCAGUUAACAUUGAAGCUAAGGAGUGUUAUCCCCCGGAGUUGGAAGGGGAGUACCUGACCAUGCCCACUUGUGAUCCUCCCUUUUACCUGGGUUCCCACUGUGAGGUGAACUGCCGUUAUGACUUACCUGUGGUUGGGAAGAACUUCAUCACCUGUAGUGAGACAUCUGGCAGCAACCCAACCCAGUACUGGGACUGGGGGCAGCAUGACACUCCUCCGAAGAACAAACCAUUUUGCAAAGUUGAACAAUGCCCAGACCUUCGGCCUCCAGAUCAUGGUGCACUGUCGUGUUCUAUGUUUGCCAGCCAGCGAGUCUGCUACCUGCACUGCAACACUGACUACGAUGUACCACAGACAAAGUAUGAUUAUGAGUUUCGAUGCACUAGUGAUUCUAAUGGAUUAACAGCAUGGAACGCAGGACAUUAUUAUUUGGUCUCUGAAUGCACAAAGAUGCUACCAUUUCUAAGGCAUAUGAGGCGACUUCCGGUCUAUUUGUGGUAUGAAGGAACGUGCGAAGGUGCAGAGGAAAGUAUAAAACAAAGUUUUAAACUGAGGGCUGUAACGACCAUGAACCCUAUCUGUCUUGGGUUGGGUGCAACGCAUUGUCGUGCAGUCAAUGUGAAGGUUUACUGUGGUAGCAGCCGAAGACGUCGCCAUGCUGCUGAAGCAUUGGUGAAUGAUGCUUCAAACAAGAAACAAACGGAAAGACAAAAACGGUCUGUACUGGAAUUACAGGAUCGUGUACGACGAUCUCCCGCAUUGCACUAUGUGGCUUUUGAUGUAGACUUGGAACUUCCUGACAACCCAGCUCUAUCUGACGCAGAUCAAACAGCACAAGCAACUGCAGUUCUUAAUAGUCUGUACCAAGCUUUAAGUGAAGACAGCUCUUUCACUGUGAAUGGUGAAGUGAUCAGUCCAUUGGGAAUGAUGCCCUUGGAAGAACAACCACUAUGUGGUGAAGGGUCCACCAAACCUAGAGUGUCCGAAGAAGGGUGUGUGCCAUGCCCUACAGGCAGUUACUACACGGACGAGCUGUGUGAAUUAUGCCCUGUUGGAUACUACCAGGACACGACAGGUUCCACUGACUGUAAGCAAUGUCCAAUCGGCUUCUCGACUCUCAAAGAGGGCAGUUUCAAUGAAACUCAGUGCUUUGAGAUGUGUGGGCCUGGUCACGUUUCUCCCACUGGGUUGGUCCCCUGUUCAAGUUGUCCAAGGGGAACAUUCCAGCCGGAUACCGGGAACAAAUCCUGUACAGCCUGUCCCCCAGGGCUGACUACCGAGACAGCAGCGUCAGAUACCCAAACGGACUGCGUUGCUCGAGACAUUACAAUGGAGGGACCCGUCACACUCAACAUGACGUCUGUCGCACAAUCUGACAUCUGCGAGUUCACCUUGGGAAUGUGGGUCAAGGUCGAAACAGACGGGAACCAGGCUGAGUUUGAGGUGUUCGGCGCAGAUACUGGAACGUCCCUCCGACUUCAGCUAUCAUCCGACAUCCACGUCAACACAGAGAGUGACAACACGGUCCUUCAAGGUGUUCUGUCACAGAUCUGGACCCAAGUUACACUGAUCUGGACCGCCGAAAAGGUCACCAUCUUUACCAACGGUCAAGGGAUAUGGGAAGGAGAGAUGACAUCUCCUUGUCCUAUCCCAGCCCAGUCAAAGAUGAGGAUCACGGUCGGAAGUGAUGUCUAUGUUCAUCUACGUGGUUUGGUCGUUGUGCCCUCCGUUGACGUUGCCCAUGCAUCCACACUGGCGUCUUCCUGCUCAGCGCUGCUGUCUGGGUCUGUUUUCUCUGUGGAACAUCUGGACAUGGUUCAACUAGCCAAUGUUUAUGAAGCAACCCCUUCAACAUGUACUGAUUCUGACCUAUGCACUGGCUAUUGUGGACAAAACGGACGGUGCUACCUGUCUUCCCCGGUAUCGGCUUAUUGUAUGUGUAACGGUGGAUACACAGGCCCUCUGUGUCUCACCCCUCCUGACCAGUGUAUGGACAAUCAGUGUGCCCAGGGGUCUACCUGCGCCGCAGGGUCGGGGGAGGACGAACUGUUCACGUGCAUCUGCCCUGCGGGUACUACAGGGAGGCUUUGUCAAACUGAUUUACCUGACGGAGAGUGGAGCAUGUGGGAGGAAUGGGGGGCGUGUUCUGUGACAUGUGGGCGUGGCCAGAGGACUAGGCACCGAUACUGUGACAGCCUCCAAGAUGGCAGCAAACCGUGUGUGGGCAAUGCAACCCUUGAGUCCACGUGCCGAAUGGGACAAUGUCCAGAUUGCCUGGCGGAGGACCUGUUGUACGGUCAAGACAACUUAAACCCUGUCUGCAUGUCAAUUGGUGGCAACCUAAGCUGCAUUACUGGCUGCCCCGUUGGUCUGGUGCCAUCACAAGAUGACAUGGAGUACAGAUGUACUAAAGGUGUCUGGACACCAGGACGGGUAGCCCACUCAUGUACAGAACCAGAAGCCCCGCUCACAGUUCAGCUGGAGUAUACCGCCGUGUAUGCAGAUGGAGUCUCCCAAACCUCCGUGAGUUUCUUCCUGGCUUGGCUAGCAACUGGCUUCUCUUGUGUGAAAGAUGGCACCUGCAAGUGGAAGACUCGCGUUAACGCCUGUGAUGAAACUAUCAGGAUCUGCUCGGAGAAUGAUGGCAACAUACUCGGGGUAUUGACCCUGUACAUUGACAUAGCUCCUGGUGAUAUUGACGUGACCCAGCUGCAGACAGAUAGUGAGGUGUCGCCGCACGUAGCAGAGGUACUCACUCCCAGUGGGGGCUUCGUUCAUUACUCAAACGAGACUGACUUACCCACUCACCGUGACCUUGAGCUAGAGGUCAACAAUGACGUCCUCGUGUGUCCAUAUGCUCACUCUCAUGAAUCGGACUGCGUGGCAGUGUCAGACACCUUAGCCAGCAUCCUGGCCGCUUGGAACAAACUGGACAAGGCCAACGCUGAGGUCAGCGUUACUGACUACAGCAACUUCAGCAUCAGUCUCUCUGGUAACGUACCGGAACCUUUCCUUCUGGUGUAUCAGAAUGUCACCUGUAACAACGGCAGCAUCCCUGGGAGCUUCCUCUGCUUGAAGUGUCCGGCCGGUACAUACUUCACUGAUGGUCUCUGUGAGGCGUGUCCCCCGGGUUCCUAUCAAGCCGAGAGGGGACAGACUGAAUGUAAAGCUUGUCCUGGUUUCUAUACAAGUCACGAGGAUGGGAUUACAGAAGAAAGCAUGUGCAGUGCCCCAGAGGAUUCCGACCAGCGCAUCCUUGUAACCAGUGGUCAAAACACGCUGACCAUUAUCAACGCCGCCUCGCUUACCCCUGAUACAUUGAACCUUGACAUCACCACCGGCAGCGUCUCCAAUCUCAUCUACAGCGCCACCGACGACUUCUUGUACUACAGCACCUUAGCCCCAGCUUCGAUCAGGAGAAUGAAACAAGAUGGAAGCCAGUCGACAUCAAUUCUUUCCAUUUCAGGUCAAGAGAUCACAGGCCUGGCUGUAGACGACAGGUCCGGGAUUGUCUUCUUUACCCUGACUAGUGGUAGCCUCCUUGGUGUGUCCGCUGACGUUGGGGGUGCCAGUUUUAUUCUCAGCGGACUCAGUGAACCACGUGACCUCGUCUUUCACCAAGAGAAAUUUGUUAUGUACUGGGCUGAAGGGAACACGAUAAUGCAGCUGAGGUAUGGAGAGACUUCAAGAACAGUCGUCCUGGAGGAGGAUCAUCCUAUCAAACAUCUUAGUCUCGACACUGAAAUGGAAAGAUUGAUGUGGUUCAGUAACGGCGAUUUGAAGAGCUGCGACACCGACGGGACUGGCGUUAUCUACCUCGUCGACAACGCCAGUGAUCUGUACGGGAAAAUGAACAACUACUAUUUCUACGUCGACGCCAAUUCAAAGCUGAUCCGAGUGACUGUCGAGGGUGUUAACAGGAGUGAAGUGACGACGCUGCCGCCGUUUGUCACAAGUGUCUCCGUCGUCUCGACCGUUAAACCGGAACUUGGGCGACUGGAGUGUUUUGUAGGCGUCCACAACUGUGCUGGUUUGUGUUGGCAGACCAGUCAUUACACGGCCAAAUGCAUCUGAAAUACUACAGGACACGUUCCUUUCAUGGUCCCGAUCUACAUAUCAUUCGUAACGUUACGAUUUAUCGCAGCUGUAUAUUAACUCACAGGCUUACGAAUGUCAAAGCGCUUUCUAUCUGGAUCCUGGUCAGUACCAAUCCCACUAACACUGGCCUGGGUCCCGAUCCACAAAAUAUUCGCACCGUUACGACCUGUCGCAAUUCUGUACUAUUAAAUCGUGGCUUAAGAAUGCCAUAGCGCUAAGAAGGCUCUAUUAAUUCGGACACUGAGCGCUACGACUAUCGUAAGCCUAUGUUAAAGUAUGGGAGUUACGACCUUCUUAGUGCUAAGAUCGUUUCUGCCACCGGGUCCAGGGCCUAGAUUUUCGAAGCUCUCUUAGCGCUAAGAUAGUCGUAAGUGCCAUACAAUAACAUUAACUUACGGCUAUCUUAGCGCUAAGAUAGCUUCGAAAAUCUAGGCCCAGGUCAGGAACAAUCCCACUAACACCGACCCUCUGGGUCCGAAGUCACGAAGCGUCCUCGUGGUUACUGCCUACUCAUGAGUUACGAAUGUUGUAGCCCUACGAACGAUUUGCUGAUGGAGACCAUAAUCAGUAAUUGCCCCUCUGACACUCGGCUCUAACGAAGCUGUACGCUAGCUGUAGACUUGCAAUUAAAGUACGAGCAAA